GCUUCUUCAUUGGUCCGACCGCAGAGUCCAUGAUUGCUUCCGCAUGCCUACUGACCCUACCUAUGGAACAGAACUUUGCUAGCGUCUGUAUGCGUGAUCCCGGUUUCGUAUCUAAGAUGCUCUCUUCAAACAAUGGCGAGAACUCAGGGGGCCUGCCUGGUGCCGAAGCUACCUCUGCUGGUCAUCCGUCCAACCAGUCCCUCGGAGGACCCACUCUGUUGGAUGUCAGCAUUGAUUUGGGUCCUCUCAUUGGUCUAAUCGGUGCACCCAAUGACCCUUCGGUGGCAGCUAAUCACUUCGUAGAUUUGGACCUCUCGGGAAAUGAACCUGACCAACGACCCCUUUCCCCGUCCCCUUCAAUGAUAGAAAUUGCCCCCCUGACACAGACCCUCCUUUUCUUCUUUGUAGACAGUCGCAUGUUCCGUACGUGUAUGAACGUUGCCGAAUACAACGAAGCCUUAGAAGGUGAGAGUUUCAUUUUCCCGUGUCAAUGCUGCUCGUGUAUGUGCGGACAGAUGCGACAUCCAUAA
Molecule: messenger RNA, 530 nt
Organism: Dibothriocephalus latus
Lineage: Eukaryota; Metazoa; Platyhelminthes; Cestoda; Diphyllobothriidea; Diphyllobothriidae
Source: the annotation of a GenBank genome assembly